AUGUUGGGCGCCAAAGCAAACUGCCUACCCUUAGCCAAUCAUGUCCAAGAAACGCGCCGGCUCCAGGUGAAACUGCUGAAAGGAGUCACGUGGUCGCAUGCAGGCGGAUCCAUGUACGUCAGUGACCCACGUGAUCAUAACCACGGGGGAACUGAUUGGUGCCACGUUCGCCCUGGAGCUGGAGUGAUUCGUAUCAAUGAGAGUCAGUUCAGCAAACAGACUCAU
Molecule: messenger RNA, 225 nt
Organism: Pelobates cultripes (western spadefoot toad)
Lineage: Eukaryota; Metazoa; Chordata; Amphibia; Anura; Pelobatidae
Source: the annotation of a GenBank genome assembly